Messenger RNA from Histoplasma capsulatum G186AR, 2161 nucleotides. RefSeq names its product PH domain-containing protein. The transcript has 2 exons. The record is from RefSeq and is a predicted model, not a curated record. The coding region runs from base 262 to 1443 and encodes 393 amino acids. NCBI's taxonomy places the organism in Eukaryota, Fungi, Ascomycota, Eurotiomycetes, Onygenales, Ajellomycetaceae.
GGCCACGCCUGAUCUUCGCCAAACAUCGAAGAAUGACUUUGACACUCCCUUCGUCUUGUUGCCCCUUAAAAAUGCCGGAUUUGCACAUUUCCUGGUUGAUUUAUGGUCACAAUUAACAAUAACUUGUCCUAGUGCUGGCGAAUCCUAUACGCGACCUCCGCUACUGUGCACAUCGCUCAUCAAAAAGAAUACCAUCAACUCCGUAUAGCCCUCUUACUAACUAAUUAUUCCGCUCUCCUUAUCCUUCCUCCACUUUUCGUGAUGACGUUACGGCUCGAUAGGCAGAUUGGGAAUCCAACCCAUUCCGUGAAAGCUGGGUCACCACCAAAACCAACGUUUUCUUCUCGUAACGGACAUCUGAAUCUUGAUACCUUUUCUCCAGUCAAUGAAAAUGGGAGUUUUGCUUUUGAUCAAGUGUUAAAGAGGGGGAAAGUAAUGAGACGAUCAACCCAUAAUCAUGCGUUCAAAUCUUCGUGGAAACCCGGAUAUCUGGUGCUACGACCCAACCUCCUGUCAUUAUAUAAGGAUGUAGAGGAAGCAGAGCUUCAAUUGUCAAUCGACCUAUCUGAUGUCACAGCUGUUGCUUUGGUGAAGGCCGCCAAAUCCAAACGCCAACAUGUCUUCGGAAUAUUCUCCCCUUCGAAAAAUUAUCGCUUCCAGGCCGUAUCAGAAGUUGACGCGGAGAGCUGGGUUGAUCGCAUACGCAACGAGAGCUGCUCGGAUGACGCAGACUCACUUGGAGGAUAUGACAUUACGGAGAAUAAGAAAGCGAGAGAAGCUGUUGAGAGCAUGAGCGAGACCGAUUGUGACGGCCAUAAAACGACUCAACAUCGUGCCCCAUCCAUCCGGUCCGGCAACCAGCAGGCACAACAGCUUUCGCAAGACUACUCCGGGAAUGAAAUAGCAUCCUGUUCUGAUUUCUCUGAUGCCAUUGGCAGCAUCACACCACGCCGUUCCACAGUGUCUUUACCACCCCAUGAUCGAAAUUCUCUCUCAUCCUCUGCGCCCCCGGAUCACCACCCAUCCCUGCCACGGAACACAAGCCAAUUUAUCGAUGGCGCUCUCGGGAACCUUGAUCCAGAACGAGUCAUCUGCCACGGCUACCUCCUCUGCCUAAAAAGCAAGAAAGGAGUCCGGCAGUGGAAGAAGCUUUGGGUGGUCCUUCGACCGCAGAAUAUUUGUUUUUAUAAAGAUGAGCAAGAAUACGCCGCCGUCAAAAUCAUUUCAAUGCUGCAAGUUAUCAACGCUGCGGAAAUCGACCCAAUUUCCCGAUCGAAGAAGUUUUGCCUCCAGAUAAUCGCGGAGGACAAGACAUAUCGAUUCUGCGCGCUGGACGAGGAAGCCCUUGCGAAAUGGCUGGGUGCACUCAAGAGCCUGCUGGUUAAACGCCACGGCAGCACGUCGAGGCACACAGCUGGACCUGCGAUCGCUGGACCUUCCUGAAGCCUAUCGCUGAAAUAUUGAAAACUCUUGAUGGUGUCCGCACUCGCGCCUUCUCCGGGUGAAGAAUACCCUGCAACCAUAAAUAUCUCCUUUGUCCGUCAUCAUUUUGCCGCAUUUUCGUUGUUUGCUCAUUGGCUUAGUGCUAGAGACUGGUGUCUCUGUGCGCAAAUCCGCAUGCUCACACGCUAUUAUUUCUUCUCUGUUUUUACUCCUUCUCUUCCUCUUCCUCCUCCUGUGCAUUUUCCUCUUGGCGCAUUGGCGAAAGAUGACCGUUUGUAUCGUUGCUCCAUCAGGUCAUUGCCGUUGGAUGCUAGCAUGUAACCUCUUUUAAACUCACCAACCACCUUUAUAUACUUUUAUAUUUAGCCUUUAUGUGUAUUUUUCCCCCCUCCUUUUCCCUUUUCUUUAUUCUUAUACUUGACUGCCGGCACUGUAGGCGUUGUUUUUUCCCUAGCGGACAUUGAUACCCUUCUUCUUCUUCUUCUUCUUCUUCUUCUUCUUUUGGCCCUUUUUACUCUGUUUCGUUAUCCACCCUGGCAAGCUCCACACAUGAUGUCGCAUAUUCUACGCACCCUUUGGUUGUUUGCUAGGGCGUUGGUGUUAAGCUUCUAGUAUUGUUUCUGCUUGAAUUGGACUGCAGAGGUCCCGCGAAUUUGUUUUCUCCAAAUUAAUUUGAGAAGAAGCUUUUGGUGAAGAAUCCACUGCUUUCGAAUUUUAG